UAAUAUUGGCUACAGCUUCACAUAAAGGAACCACUAGCGCGUGAGAGACAGAAAAUCCCCUGCGGAUACUUUCCUUAGUCUUCUGCUCGGCCUAUCUAGGCACCAGUGUGGUGCAGAAUCAAACACCCUUUGAGCUCAGAAACUCCAAAGUGGUCUCUCAGUCCACCAUGAAGAUCGAGAUGCUUCCGGCCCUCACCGACAACUACAUGUACCUGCUCAUCGACGAGGAGAGCAAAGAGGCAGCUAUUGUGGAUCCCGUGCAGCCCCAAAAGGUUGUGGACGCAGUGAAGAAACAUGGAGUUAAACUGACCACUGUCCUCACCACACACCAUCACUGGGAUCAUGCUGGUGGAAAUGAGAAACUUGUGAAGAUGGUGUCUGGUGUAAAAGUAUACGGAGGGGACAGCAGAAUCGGGGCACUAACACAGAAAGUAUCCCAUCUAACCACGUUCCAGGUGGGGUCACUCCAUGUGAAAUGUCUCUAUACCCCGUGUCACACGUCGGGGCACAUCUGUUACUAUGUCACAAAGCCAAACAGCACAGAGCCGCCAGCUCUAUUCACAGGUGACACCCUCUUUGUAGCAGGAUGCGGGAAGUUCUUCGAAGGGACAGCGGAGGAGAUGUACGCAGCUUUGAUUGAGGUUUUAGGCCGCCUCCCACCUCAAACGAGAGUCUACUGCGGUCAUGAGUACACCAUCAACAAUCUCAAAUUCGCUCGGCACGUGGAACCAAACAAUGACGCCAUAAAGCAAAAGUUGGCUUGGGCGAAGGAGACUUACAACAACGGAGAACCUACUAUUCCUUCUACACUUGCCGAAGAAUUUACAUUUAAUCCUUUUAUGAGAGUGAGAGAGAAGUCUGUGCAGGAACAUGCUGGAGAACAAGACCCCAUCUCUACAAUGGGAGCAAUCCGUAAGGAAAAGGAUAAUUUCAAGGUGCCAAAAGACUGAAACCCCCCCCCCACACACAGAAUUUGCUUUUUGCCUCCACCACCAGCAUUUCCCCCCCCUUUUUUAAUUUUGUGGGAUGAUCCUUUCUAGCACUAAUUAUUUUAUGUUAAAAAAGAAAAUUCCCCCUUUUAGAGCAUUUUUUUUUUUUUUAUUUUAUUUUUUUUGACAUUGAGUUGCAAAAGCAGAGGAGAAACAUUGGUCGAAAAACUGGGCAGAUCCCUGGCUUAUGUAUUUGGUGAGAAUGUUCUCCUUCCCUGGGUGAUACCUGUUUGGGGUUUCCGAUAUCAAUCGGGGUGGGUAGGGGAUGUGAUUUUAAAGGAUAAGUAAAUAGGUUAAUGUAAAUUGAUGAGGGGGCUAUUCUAAGCACUUUUGCAAUGUACAUUUAUUAUUUAUUUAUUUUUAUUUCCAAGAUAUUAAGGGAUACAUGUGAUGUUACUAUGAAUGAAUUUUGUUACAACAUUUUCUGACCACCAAGUAGUCAAGGAAGUUGUCAGGAGAAAGAAAGAGGCUGCUCUGAUGUUUUUCUGCUUAGGAAUAAAAUUAGAAACCUUUCUCAAAUCUUUCCUAAGCAGAAUAACAUCAGAGCAGCCUCUUUCUUUCUCCUGACAACUUCCUUGACUACUUGGUGGUCAGAAAAUGACCAGCAGGUGGCGCUGUUGUAACAAAAUUCAUUCAUAUUAACAGUACAUGUAUCCCUUAAUAUCUUGGAAUUAAAAAAAGACAAAACUAAUUUACAUUGUAAAAGUGCUUAGACUAGCACCCUCAUUCAUUUUACAUUCACUUAUUAUAAAGGUCUACUUAUUCUUUGGGGAUUCAGCCGAAUCCUGCAGAAAAAGGCUGAAUCCUGGAUUUGGUGCAUAAUAAACCCAUAUAUAUUUAUAUAUAAUAAUGAGAUUAGGAAAGGCAGACUUGCCAAAAAUCUUUAAUUGUUGUCUUCAAAAAUGCAGCAUUGUGGGGCUUUUUGUUUAAUAGUUUCAUGCGUCUCGUUGGCUCAUUUCAUUUGAAUUGUUAUUAUUAAAUAUCAGGGCUCAUAUACUGA
Messenger RNA from Xenopus laevis (African clawed frog), 1989 nucleotides. It is a transcript of the gene hagh.L, whose product is annotated as hydroxyacylglutathione hydrolase L homeolog. The record is from RefSeq and is marked provisional. Lineage: Eukaryota; Metazoa; Chordata; Amphibia; Anura; Pipidae. Gene Ontology annotation, molecular function: hydroxyacylglutathione hydrolase activity. Gene Ontology annotation, biological process: glutathione metabolic process; methylglyoxal catabolic process. Gene Ontology annotation, cellular component: mitochondrion; cytoplasm; mitochondrial matrix.